AUGCAAGUGUGGACACUCACCGACAGACUCGCGCUAAAAAUCGAUCAUGCCUUCUCCCACCCGCGCAUUAUCGCGUUCGCCGAAAAGUACCAGCUCGACAUAGCCCUUGCCCACACAAUCAGUUUGCUGGUCCUCUUAAUCAUGUCGCUUCACGCACUGUACACCGGACACUCCCCCGACCAUGGCCACUGGCUAGGAAACGUCGUUGGCUCUAGCGUGUUGUUGUUGUUUAGUCGAGUUUACGUCCACUGUGCCAUCGAGGGCCUCGUCGCAAUGGGCAGUCCUUGCUUCCAAUCCUGGUGGAUCUUGGUUAUACUGUUUUUGUCCACCCACAACUACCUCUAUGACGAGACCUUGCCGUUCUUGUGGAGACUCCGGAAAAGUACGAUGGCGAUGAUGGGUAUAUUGGUGGGCAAUGCACUGUGCGUACUUGCGUUGCGCUGGACUUUCCCGGGUUUGUGGAGGCGACGGAUGGCUGCUCUGAGGCGACGGAGACAGACUCUAAGCGGCAUAAUUGCCGCCGCUGCGAUCCGGCGUUCGUAA
Mycena indigotica is the source of this 543-nucleotide messenger RNA. RefSeq lists its product as uncharacterized. NCBI's taxonomy places the organism in Eukaryota, Fungi, Basidiomycota, Agaricomycetes, Agaricales, Mycenaceae. The transcript is spliced from 3 exons. Bases 1 to 543 code for a protein of 180 amino acids. The record is from RefSeq and is a predicted model, not a curated record.